Molecule: messenger RNA, 423 nt
Organism: Paramecium octaurelia
Lineage: Eukaryota; Ciliophora; Oligohymenophorea; Peniculida; Parameciidae
Source: the annotation of a GenBank genome assembly
AUGGAUAAUCUUUAUGCUUAAGAAAUAAGAUAGCGAUAUCAUUCAUCUAUGACUUACUAAGAAUACUUGGAUACUUAUGAUAAACCUCCUCCUAAACCUUAAAUUAGGUAUUCUGCUAAACCAUUAUUAAUUUAAGACCCAAAGAAACUCCUUAAUUACUCGAACCAUUAAUUUUAGAAGGACAUAAAGGUCCUAAAAUUUAAUAAUAGAAAUUGACUGUUUAUUCUCCUGACGAUGUAAUUUUUGAGGAAUCUGAGAAUGAUGAGAAACCCAAAGUUCUAAAUCACAUAUCAUGUUAAAGAGCAUUAAAAGAACAUGUAUAAAAAUAAUAAACUUAAGAAUGUUAGAAUAAGAAGCUAGAGCGAGAAUUUAGGAUUUUCAGUAUUUCGAUUUUUGCAAUAAAAGAAAAAUAAAUUCCCAUGA